This is a messenger RNA of Cladocopium goreaui, 1236 nucleotides long. Lineage: Eukaryota; Dinophyceae; Suessiales; Symbiodiniaceae. The record is from the annotation of a GenBank genome assembly.
AUGCUGUCCACCAUGCGGCGCCGAAAUUCGAGGCCGAGGGAGGGGGACACGCAACAUGGAGCACCUCAACGUGAAGAUCAAGCUCGCGGUCCCCCUCCCCGGCGUGGUGAAGAACGUCUGGAAGUUGGUGCAGCCGAUAGAAGGUUGGAUGCGCUGAUAGAGGAGGAAAGGGGUCGAGCUGUUUCCCUUCCAGCUGGGCCAGGUGUGAAGCGGUUGGAAGUGGCAGGAGGGAGAGCUCAAUCGAGCCAACAAGGCCAACUGAUGGGGCAGCUGCAGGGUCCAGUGACGGGACCACAGCCAGUGCCAGAUGCGCUGAGUGACCCCAGGGCAGAGGCGAUGGGGUUGGGAGCUCUUCAAGAUGCGGUUCGGCAUUCUUUUGGACUAUUGCAACAAGCACUUGGACGUCCAGUUCCUCAGCAAGGUCUACUUGGUCCUCUUCUUGGGGGAAGCGAUUCUGGAGCCAGACAUGGAGUCGUUCCUAAUACCGGAGGGGGUCCAUUGCUUUUUGCAUCGCCAGGAGCUGUGCAGAGUUCUCGUGGUGCAGAAGGGGAACGUUCGGGACACCUUGAAGGCCGUGUUGCAAGUGGUUCAGGACGGAAUGAUGGUUUGAAGACGCCUGGAAGUGGGCAGCCUGACAGGCACGGAGUGGAGCCUCGGGUUCUUGACCCCUAUGGAACUCCAGCUCAAGGGGCCAGUCAGGGAGUGAAUCCUUUUUGGAGUGAUGGGGUGCAGCGUGCAGUUCACAGCCAAGGUGAUCACGUUGCAGCCAGCGGCAACAAUGGUGUGCAGAGCUUCGAUGCAGAGGUCGAGAAGCUCAAGGCUAAGUGCUUGCGUGAAGCCGAAGAAGCUUUUGCAAGGGAGGUUAAGAAGCUUGGAGUGGCCGAGAAGACCGAGGCGGAGUCCUAUCACACUGCUUCCAGUUCUCAGGGCAUGCAGAAGGUGCCAAAUGGAAGUGGAGGUGCUCCUGCAGAUGGUCGAGCUCGAGGUACACCUCAAGGCCCAGAACCUCCACCAGGUUUGACUUCAGUUCGGAUUGGUUUUGAUGGGACGGUGGGUCCAACUGUUUCAGAAUCUCUUCGUCACCUUGAACUUCCUGCUUUGCCUGUGGUGGGAUCGGAUGGUGAGAAGGAUUCACCUGAGAAGGCCAAGGACGACGUGGUGCCCUAUGUCCUUGAAGACGACUACACCAUCAGCGGAGGAGACGAGGAGCCAGAGUGCAGGGAGUCAGAGCUCUGA